Penicillium daleae is the source of this 2079-nucleotide messenger RNA. RefSeq lists its product as uncharacterized. Lineage: Eukaryota; Fungi; Ascomycota; Eurotiomycetes; Eurotiales; Aspergillaceae. Bases 1 to 2079 code for a protein of 692 amino acids. The record is from RefSeq and is a predicted model, not a curated record. The transcript has a single exon.
AUGACAUCAAGUUCACCGCCCGGUGGCACCGCCCGAAACUGCCACCCCAGACUUGCCCCUUAUCUAUCGUUGUUUAUCUUCAUCUCCACCCGUGGGUCGUGGCCUCCUCCGCAUUUCCUUGAGAGCAUUCGUGUCGACUCGUUGCCCAAGAUGGGGAGCCCGUCAUCACGAGUCGUCUUGAGAUUCAACGGACAAUUAUCACGCCAUGUGUCCAGGAGGGUACCUACGCGCAGGUUCUCGGCUGUCGCUCUAGACACUGAUCCUCCGAUGGAAGACCCAUCACCUUCGCAAUUACUCCGAUAUACUCUCACAAGUUCAAAUCCUCUCAGCACUGAGACCAAAAAUGAUUCUCUCUUGAGAGAACGGGUUCUGUCUCUCAUUGAUGCGCCGUGGGUGUCAGGCAAUCCACCGCCGGCCUUGUGGUGUGCCCUCAAGGGAGUUCACCCCACAACUCGAAAAGAAGAAGCAAAGCGUCUUCAUUCGGUCAAUGACAUAUCAGCUCUCAGAUCUAUUGUUGAGAGACUAGUUGUUGACAAACAAGGUGCGCGGUUACUUAACCAUUACCUUUUCGAGACUGGGGUUUUGCAACGUUGUGAAGUGAACAACACAUACUCGGAGCUUGUGUCAGCACUCAGCGACAUCGUCACACGACUCAACCGACUCGAGCUGCCACGAAUGGGCAAUGAUAGGGGGCUUGAAUAUGCUGCGCUAGAUCUUUCAAUGCCUGCUUUCCAGCACUUUUUGCAUAACCGCCAGGAAUUCAAUGGCCCCGCACUGAGCUUUUCAAACGGUGGGUCUGUUAUCAAUUCGCUAUUCGAAUCAAUCGAGUCUGCGCUCUUUGAAAGACCAAAAUACGAUACGAGUUACCUUCUUGCCAGUCUCACUGGUGAGGGAGAACAGGCCCCUCGAGAUCGACCUACACUGCACGAUGUCCUACAUGAGUCUCCGGAUAAAGACAGGCAAAACUGGACCACAUACCUCUGCGUCCUUGCACGGCUCCACAGUCGGGAUGCCCUGAUCAACUCGUGGAAACAGUACAUGGCUGAAUUUGACGGAAGUCAAGACGCAUGUCACUUGGCCUACGAUGUUAUUCUAGCUCUGGUUCGAUCUAGACGGUCUGACGAAGCCGCAGUGCUUUUGGAAUAUAUCUCCCAGCGCUGCCAGGAUAACUUGCCACAUAUUGCGACGCUACGGAAUGUGGAGGUUCUUCUCGAUGACCCUGUUGUCAGUGAGGCUCUUCCAGAUCUGGCCAAGGGUCGCCACUAUGAAGAGCUUCUUGAAUCACGUCUCGUGGAUAUGGAAUCGAGGCUAGGCCUUCGAUGGGAAGAGGUCCAAUGGCAAGCCAAAAGCAAAGCCCACGUUGGGGUUACGCCAGACUCGCCAUGGACAGUUUUCAAAGACCAACCUUUGUUCACCAUUUACGGCACUUGCGCUGGCUAUGAGGACCCAGUACGACUCUGGUCUGAAAUCCGAGCUCGCGGUUGCUCCAAAUCUCGAAAAGACCUCCGGCGGAUCGUUGAUGUCCUGAAUGAGCAGGACGGCAACCCUCAAAGAGUGGCCGUCGCGCCUAUUGGGCAGGAUAUGCAAGAGUUUUUCCAAUCCCACUUUUCAUCCAUCGAGUUCCAAUGGAACCCCGAACAUUCGCCCCUCGAAUUCUCUGACAGUCCUCUCCCAGCCCUGACAGACCGUACAGAGAAAUGCACGCCCACCACGCUAGGCUUACUCCGGGCUCGCGUUACGAUCAACGGUGUGCCCCAGGAUACCAACAAAUGUCUGCAUCUAAUACAGCUGGGAACCCUGGACCUUCGCUUCGGAGCGGAGGACUCAUGGCUUCAGUCAGGGUACAUUGUAGCCUGGGACAGACAAUAUGGCGAGAUGAUCGCCUUGUACGUGGGGGCAGGCUACGGGGUCAUUGACCGUGGCUCGACAUUAACAGACGCCCCUUUUGGAGCUAUCAUGCACAUCCGGCCGGCACAGGUGCCCAGCGAAGAGCAUUGGCCUACUGAUCGACAUUCUCGGAUUCCCGCGAGAUCGUACUACCUCGACCUCGAUCCGAGUUCCGAUCUAGGAUUUCGCUAG